This is a messenger RNA of Linum tenue, 1331 nucleotides long. NCBI's taxonomy places the organism in Eukaryota, Viridiplantae, Streptophyta, Magnoliopsida, Malpighiales, Linaceae. The record is from the annotation of a GenBank genome assembly.
CUAAAAGCCUAACUUAUUAAAACGACACAGCACAGCUCUUUUCCUUCUCCAGAAAGGAUUCGGAUUCAGUAGAGCUUCAGCAGUCUUCAUCAGCAGCCUCCCCUGAUCUGGAACUCCAUCGUGCAGCAUCUUCAACACCGUCGUGCUUCUUCCUACGACGACCAACUACAUUCCUUCGCUGAAGGCCUCAGAGAUUCCCUCUCAAACACACUCAACGUCUACUAUCCGUUCGCCGGCCGGUACAAGGACACCUUCUCCAUCGACUGCAACGACGCCGGCGUCGACUUCGUCCGAGCCCGCGUCGCUUGCGACAUGUCCGACGCGCUUCAUCAGCAGGCGGUCGACGAGGACCGUUUGCUGCCGUUCCUCGCGUGCCGUCCUCAGGGGGGCGCGUGGAUUCGGACGGCAAGCUGGUGCUUCUAGCCGUCCAGGUCAGCUUCUUUGAGUGCGGAGGAGUGAGCGUGGGUGUGUGCGCGUGGCACGGCCUCUCAGACGCCUGCACGCUCGCUUACUUCCUCAGAACGUGGAGCGGGUUUGUGAUGAAAGUUAUUGGACCCGGGGAUGGAAACGACGUCGUGGUUCGAGAUUGCACCGACGUGUUCCCUCCGAGAGACCUCUCCGUGGUGAGCGAAUAUAUGGAUAGGAGUCAAGUCGCGAUGGCCACUCCCGGCACGAGAAUCAAGAGGUUCGUUUUCGGGAGGGACGAAGUAGCGGGUCUUCGACGGGACAUCGAGGCCGCGAGCCGCGUGCAGGCGGUGUCGGCGGUCAUUUGGGCGGCGGCGAUCAGGAUCGCACGAGAAAAGAACGUCGUCGACGGUGGUGGUGGAUGUCACUUAGCCGCAAUGGCGGUCAACUUGAGGCCGAGGAUGAAGCCGGCCCUGCCGGAGCAAGUGAUGGGGAGCCUCGCAAAACUACCGGUGUUGGCCGCAUGGCCGGUGGAGAUGAACGAGGACGAGAACGACGGCUGCUGCUACUACUACGGCGCUGUGGCGGAGAAGCUGAGGGAGUCGUUGGAGAUGGUGACCGACGAGAACAUGAGGAAUGCAGUCCUGGGGAGUGAGUUUUGGGACGCGUUGAGGUACUCCGUGGAGAAGUUCGCCGGAGGGAAUCUGUUGACGAUAAGCAGCUGGUGCAGGUUCCCGUUCUACGAGGUGGAUUUCGGGUUGGGGAAGCCGGCUUGGAUGUGCUUCUUCACCAUGUGUUACAAUCUUGUGGUGCUGUUGGAUGCCGAGGAUGGGGAAGGGAUUGAAGCGUGGGUUGCGUUGAGUGGGGAGGACAUGUCGAAGUUCGAGAAGGAUGUUGGGGUACUAAAAUAUGCCACUCGCUCCAAG